Messenger RNA from Pantherophis guttatus, 1351 nucleotides. Its product is annotated as serine protease 27-like. NCBI's taxonomy places the organism in Eukaryota, Metazoa, Chordata, Lepidosauria, Squamata, Colubridae. The record is from RefSeq and is a predicted model, not a curated record. Gene Ontology annotation, molecular function: serine-type endopeptidase activity. Gene Ontology annotation, biological process: proteolysis.
CCUAAAUUAAUCUUCUUAUUUUGUAAGAGUACCACAUCUUACCUUUUUGUGUAUGAGGAAUACGAAGGAACGAAACAAAGAAAUCUGCAGUGGUGUUAUGGGCCACCACCAGCAAGGGCUAGGGAGAAGAUUGUUGCUACUGGUGCUCCUGCAAAUGAUGACAAAUGUUGAACCAAGCUAUGCCACCAGAGUUUGUGGAAAACAGGGAUAUCUGAACCGGAUUGUAGGGGGUACAGAUUCCCGGGAUGGAGAGUGGCCUUGGCAAGUGAGCAUCAGGUUGAAUGGGGACCAUCACUGUGGCGGUUCUCUUGUCACAGAUCGGUGGAUCAUCACAGCUUCACAUUGUUUUAGUCUGAUCAACAAUCCUUCUAAUUUUACUGUACUAGUUGGAGCACUGAAGCUUUCAGACCCAGGGCCUCAUUCAAUCAUAGCCUCCGUAAAGCGCAUUAUUCUCAAUCCCGCUUAUGAAGGGGAUUCAAGGAUUGGAGACAUUGCCCUCGUCCAGCUGGAGCAGCGACUGCCUCUCAUCCAACAGAUCAGCCCCAUCUGUGUCCCCAGUGCCAACGUCAACUUCCUCCCAGGACAGAAGUGUUGGGUCACUGGCUGGGGGAACAUUCGAAGCAAAGAAGGACGGCAGAACUCUGAUAUACUACAAAAGCUAGAAGUUCCCAUAAUCAGCACAAAAAAAUGCAACUCUCUCUACCGCCAGGACUCUAGACAGCCCAGGUCCUCAAGAGAAAUUAAAGAAGAUAUGUUAUGCGCUGGCUUUGCAGCUGGACAACGGGAUGCUUGCCAGGGUGAUUCAGGAGGCCCACUGGCCUGCCGGAUGGAAGAUUUUUGGUUUAUCGCAGGAGUAGUGAGCUGGGGAGAUGGGUGUGCCCAGAAGAAUCGUCCUGGAGUUUAUGCAAGAGUGGCGUACUACCAGAAAUGGAUCCACAGUCAAAUACCAGAGCUUAGAGACACCCGUUGGUCAAGGGUGGUGUGCCACUUGCGCCCCUUCCUGGAUCAGGAGGCCUUGCUCACAGAGACUAGUGUCCUUGUAACCUUUUGUUUAGACUACUUCAAUGCAUUCUACCCCAAAGAGCAUUCAACAGGAGAUACUUCAUUUCUCCUACUGGUAGAGAUGGUUUUACUUGGCAGUGAUGGUGAAAUAAGCUAUCUUAUUGCCAAAAAUGCUGCAGUACCUUUGUUUUCCUGUGAGGGUCACCCAACAUCUUGGGGAGGAAAUUUAGAUCAGAAAGUCAAUGCAGAAGAAAAAGAUAAAUUCCAAGGCAUUUUUGAGAAUAGGCAAAAUCCAUCAGAAAAUUCCAUUCAGAAAUUUCCCAACAUUGUUAGUGACUUAAAACCAUAG